Messenger RNA from Paramecium tetraurelia, 9381 nucleotides. RefSeq lists its product as uncharacterized. The transcript has 4 exons. The record is from RefSeq and is a predicted model, not a curated record. Lineage: Eukaryota; Ciliophora; Oligohymenophorea; Peniculida; Parameciidae.
AUGGCUACAGAGAUCGAGAGACUACACAAAAUAUUAUUGUCAAAGAAGGACUACUAUGAAAAAAAGAUGCAAGAUUUGAUCGAUAGAGGUAUUCCAAAUUAAUAUUUACUAGAAAUCCAAGACAAAGAGUAAAUCGCCAAAUAAGCAUAGACUAUUACUGAAUUAAAUCAACAAAUUCUAUAGAAGAAUGCCCUUAUUACUUAAAUCUUGCAAGAAAAGUCUCAAUAGGAAAUGAACCUCUUAAUAAGUUAACAAUUGUUUGUAAUCAAUGAACAAUACAAAAAUGCUGAAAUUUACAUCCAAGAAUUAUAAAAGGAAAAUUAGAUUUUAAAAUAAUAGUUUGAAGAUGCUCCAUCUUUGAGAUAAAAAUUGUAUAAUUUAGAGUAAUGGUAUGCUAAGUUAAUUCAUGAGAAAAAUCAAGAAAUCUAAUUAUUGAAAACACAAUAACCACAUAUUGUUUAACAUGCCCCUCAACUAAACAUAAUUAAUUAGCUUUUGGAAUAGAAGGAGAGAGAGUUACUACAAUGGUAAUACAGCUCAUAAUAAGUGAAUGUAUACCAUGAGAAUUAAAGAUUAAAUUAAGAGCUUAAGUUUUUAAAUGAGAAAUUGAAUAUGCUGUUGUUUGACAAUGAACAUUUAAAAAAGAGAUUAGCAGACAUUUAAUCUCAACCAUCCAACCAGACUACCUAGCCAUAGUAUGCACCACUUAAAGGAGACUCAUAAUGCACAGCUCCCAUAUUACAUGACUUAUAGAACACAAAAACACCUAGAAGAUAUUAAUAAUCGAUCAUUCCUACUGACUUCACAAACACAUCAUUAUUGAGUUAUAGAAUUCUAAGAAGACCUCAAUCUGUAGGAUCAGGAAGUUCAAUACAUUUAUAGGUUCCUUAAAUUCUUUAUCCUUAAUUUUAAUUCUCUCCAAGAUACUCUAGGAAAUCGGUGUAAAAUCACUCUAAUUAAUUUAACGACAUAUUGUUAUAAGUCUAAUUUAUUUAAAAUCAACCCUAACUUACUGUUUAGAAUAUAGAAACCUAAAUUUAAUUGUUGAACACUUUGUUGCAAAUUAAGAGUUAAGAAUUGCCAGUCCAUUUAACUCCCCCAAAAUAGAUUUAUAACAUCUUAAAAACUCAAGGCAAUGAUAGAACUUAAAGUUCAGGCUACUCACCUCCUCAAUAAAUCAUUAUGAAAUAGCCAAUCAAUAUUUUAUAAUAAAGGAUUCAACCUAAUUAAUCAGUUAGAUUACUGCCUCAAAAUUAAUUAUAAAUUCCCAACAAUAUUGUUAAAUUCCGAUCCUUUUCUGCUGAAACUAAAAGAGAGCUUUCACCAAACAACUUCCAAUGCUAAUAACAAUUAAUGCCAUUGACCUCAUAAUUCUUCAACUAGCCACAAUAAGCUCAUCAAAUAUAAUAUAAAUGUUCCCCAAUUCAAAGAAUCGUUACACAAUAGCAUUUAUAAAAUACAAUCCCAAGACAGAUCUAACGAAGUAUUUCACCUUAGCCUGUGCAAUUUUUACAAUAUUAACAAUUAUCCCCUUAAGCACCUCAAACUGUCAGAUAUCAAGAUGUGAAUCAAUUCCAUUAAUCUAAACACCCACUUAAGCUCUAUUAAGAUCCAUAACAAUAUUACUACAUCUAAUAAUAAUAACCAGUAAAUUACAUUUAAUUUUAAUAAUAAUCCUAAUAAUUCCUACCUACUUAAUUUGGAGUUAAUUCACAAAACCCAAGUGAUUAAAAUAAAUCUCCUAUCAAUGUUCUGGCUUACCCUUAUGAAUAUUCUCCACAAGCUCCAGAAGAUCUAAAUAAGACUAGGCAACCACAAUAACCAAUACCAUAAAAUCAAAAUACUUUAUUCAUGACUCCUAGUAGUGUCAGAAAGCCAGUCAUAUCAAGUAGCAAUUCUUCUUAACCCUUUUCAUAAGUGAAGAAUCCUAUCAAAAGAGAAGAAUAACAACCUUUAAAUAAAUAAAAAUAAAGGGAACCUAAACAUCAGAGCAACAAGUCUCUUCCUGCUCAAAUCUUAUAAUAAUUACCAAUCGAUAAUUCUCAGGUUGAACCAUUUGAACUAUGUAGUGCACCAUAAGAACCUGAUGAAUAAUAGAAAGAACAAUAAACACCAGAAUAGAUUUCAAAACCUCAGAAUCCUGCAGAAUAAACUAAGCCAAAGUAGGAAUAACCUAAGUAGGAAGAACCAUAAAAAAAUCCUAAAGAUCAAGUGAAAAACCCCCAAAAUCCUGAAAAUUUAUAAAAGCAACCAUAAAAACCUUAAAACGUUCCACAAAACCCUAGUGUUGUUAAUAAAGUAAGUUAGAACCCUUAAUUCCAAAACAAACAACCUAAGAAUUUGGAAAAUCUAAAGCAAUUGGUAUAAUAACCUGAAAGUCUAAGAAGAAGUCAACCUACAAGUGUCAGAAAUAGUUAAGACAAAAAAUAAAUUGCUCUAGCUUAGGAUGCUGAGGAGUUGAGAAAAUAAAAACAAGAAUUAGAUAGAUUAAAGAAUCUUUUAGAAUAAGCUUAAUAAGAUAAUGAAAAACUUAAAGAACUUUAUUAAUAAAAUGAUUUGAAUUGGUAAAAGUAAUUCUAAUAGAAAUAUACAGCAGCAUUAUAGCAAUUGCAACUCUUUGAAAAUAAGUUAUCUUUGUAAAAUAAGGAGUAUAAUCAGAAUAUUGAGAAAUAAAAAGUUAAUUUCAAUCAAUUACAAUAAAAGUUUAACGAUUAAAAAGUAACAAUCGAUAAGUAAAGAGAGGAAAUAAAUCAAUUAAAGUAGUAGAAUUAAGAUGAUAAAAAUAAAAAACCACCCCAAAACGAGGAAAUAAAGGAUGAUCUCCAAAAAUAAUUAAAUGAGCUGUAGAAACAAAAUGCUGAAUUAUUAGCCAAAUUAAAAACCUAGAAAGAUACUCAAAUGCAAUACAUGAGUAAACUUUCCUAAUCCAGCGAAAAUUUAACUAAUUAUGAAAAACAAUUACAACAAUAAACUUAAAAAUAUGCUGAAUUAAAUUAGGAGUACAUUCAAUUUAAAUAAAAGUACGAUUAGUUACAAAAAGAAUCUACAUAAUCGAAAUCGGCUCAAUCCAAAGAAAUUAAUCAAUAUUAGCAAAAAAUCACUUAACUAUAAUAGUAGAUGAAUGAAACAUCUAAAUAAUUAAAGGAAAAGGUUAAUUAACUUUAAUCUUAAUUAUUACUAGAAUAAGAAUAAUGCUAAAUCCUUAAGAAAUAGUAAGAAAACUUUUAAAGAGACUUCUGUAUGCAAAAAACAUAAAAUGGAGAAAUUUAGAAUCAAACCAAUACUUUAAGAUAAUAGUUGAUUGAGAAAGAACAAUAAUUAAAAGAAGUUUAAACAAUUCUUAAUACUAAGAUCUAAGUUAUACAAUAAUUGGAAAAUUAAGUAAAAGAUGUAUAGGUAUAAAAUGCCUCUACUUCCAAAUAAGUCUAGUCACUGAACCAAAUUCAAGUCGAUAAUUUGAAAAAGUAAUUGUAAUAAGACUAGUUAAGAAUUAAUGAAUUAAACGAUUAAAUAUCUAAUCUUUAAUAAAAGAUAUUUACAUUAGAAUAAUAAUUGCAAGCAGAAAAAUAAAAUAACAUUAAAAUAACAAAAGAAAUUUAGAGUACUAAAAUUUUAAUCUAAAAUGAUUAUUAACAAUAAACUCAUUAAUUAGAACAGGAAAAUAUUGAUUUAUAAUAAAAACUAAAGCAAUUAGAGUAGUAAUUAUAGAAGGAAAGAGAAAAUAAUAUUUAAAUCUAAUAAUAAUUCAUAACAAUAGAAAAUAAUUACUAAGUGAAUUAGGUGAAAUCUACAUAAGAAAAUGAAAAAAUAGUAAACAAUCUCAAAUUUUAGAUUGAAUAACUUAAGUUAUAGAAUGAGGAUCUCUCGAGUUAAAUUAUAAAAGUGAGAUCUAAUUAUGAAAUAUAAAUGUCCACUAUGAAUACGAUGACAUCUUAAAAUGUUAUAAAUUUAGAAAAGCAACUACUCUUUGAAAAAGAAUAAAAGGAAAACUCUUCAAUGAGAAUUCUGUAAUUAGAAAAGCAAGUUGCUGAUUUCUAACAUAUAAUUAAAUCAGAUUAAACUGAAGAAUACAAAAUUUAAUUAAAUCAACUAGAAAAUUAAAAUUUGAAAUUAUCAAAAGAGAGAGAUAUACUAUUACUAAGUAAAUAAAGAGGAGAUGAAGAAAUAAAGAUACUUAAUGUUAGAAUCAGUGAAUUAUCUAAUUAAAAUACUCAAAAUGAAUUAGAAUUAAUGAAUCUUAGAUCUAAGUAGGGUAAUUAAAUGGAAUAAAUUUCUAAAAUGACUACAUUAACUUAAUAAACUGUAAUUUUACAAUAAGAGAGACAAUCUCAAAAUAAUGAAAUGAUAUUGAUGAGAUAAAGAAUGGAAAAGAAUAUUUAGGAUCAUGAAUAAUAAAUAGCAGAAUUAAGAAUCAGUUUCAGUAGAGAUCUUGAGAAUUAAAACAUGCUAAAUAGAAAACUCUAGGAUGAGAUACUUAAUGCUUAAAAUUUAUUAUAAUCUGAAAGAAGAGAGAGGGAAUUUCUUUAGAAGAGUUAAUCUCACUCAGAGUAGGUGAUAUAAUAACUCAAUCAAGAUAAAUAGACUCUCCAUGAUUAGAUACUAAAAUUAAAUAGCCAAAUUUAAUAACUAUAGAUGGAAAUAAAUAAAUUAGGAUUCAACUAGUAAAAUAGUAAAGAUGAGCAUAAUUUGUUUUAAUAAUAAAUCACAAGCUAUACUACCCAAAUAGAUCACUUAAAUAUCAAUACUCAAAAGUUAAAUAAAGAAAUUGAUAGAUUAAAUUUAUAAAUCUAACAAAUGAAUGUGAUGUAGGGAGAUUUAGAAUGUUAAAAUUAAAACUUAAAGUAAUAAUUAUCUUUAUUAACAUCAUAAAAUCAAACCAUUCAAUAAUAAAGUGAAAUCAAUGUUAUAGAAAUAAGAUCAGCAGCUUAUGAUUCUGAAGAUUAAAUUUAAGAUUUAACUUAAAAAUUAGAACAAUAAAUUAAAGAAACAGAAAAAUAUUAGAGAGCUGCUUUCAAUAAUGAUCAAUUAGUUUAGUCUCUUUAAAAAAAGAUUUCUGAUGAAAAUCUAUAAAAUUAAAAGAUAAAACAACAAUAUGAAAUUCAAAUUGAAGAACUUAUCAGAAAAAUUAAUGAAAAGGAAAAGUUUGAUUCAUCAACACCACCAAAAGCUCAAAUAUUCCCAUAAAUAUAAAAUACUCAUCUAAUUCAGGAAAAUGAAGAGCUCUUGUUGAAGAUUGAUCAAUAUGAAAAAAUGAUAAGGGCUUUGUAAGAAGAAUAUUACAAAUAAUAAGGAGAGCUAUAAAAGCUCACAAAAGAAUAUCAUAAUGUUACUAAUUAAUCUGAAUAAACAGUAGUAACAAUUACUUAAUACUAAUAGUAGUAAGAUAACAUUAAGAAAAAAGAAGAUCUGACUAAAUAAUUGUAGUAGCAAAUCUAGGAUUUAUAGAAGAAAUUCGAAACCGAGAGGAGUAGAUAUUAGGAUGAAAUUAAUAGAUUAACAACUAAAAAUUAAGAACUAUCAAAUUAAUUGUAAAACAAUCUCAAUAAAUAAAUAAUUGAAGAGAAUUUUAAUUUGAAAAAUUAAAUACAAUUAUUGGAAUAAGAGUUGUAGAAUACACCAAUCAAGGAAACAAUCAUUUAUUAAUCUGCCUCUCCGUUAAAGAAAAAUGAAGAAGAAAUUACGAAAUAUAAAUAAUAAGCUAAUUAAUUACAAUUAAGAAUGAAUUAAAUGGCAAGUGAUUAUAACUUAUUAGAGUAGUAAACUGAGCUAGAAAAAGUUUAAUUAGAAAAAUAAAUUAAAUAAUUAUAAGAUCUUGAAUAAAAAUUAUUAAAUGAAAAUAACUAAUAGUAACGACAGAUUGAAGCAUUGUAGAGAUAAUUGUAAUAACUAUAAAUGAAUCGUCAAAAUGACAUGAGCCAAGAGUUGGAAUUUGAAUUGAAAAAAUUAAAGUCAUAAUUUGAGAUUACUUAGUUAUAGUAUAAAUAGAUUUAGGAAGAAUUAAUAUAAGCUAAAUCUCAGGCAUUCUAGUAUAGAGAUGAGUUAGUAGAUGAACAAAAUUAGAAAAAUGAAUUAAAUCUUAGAAUUAUUCAUUAUGAAUAAAUCUUAUCUGAACUUAAGUAAUAAAAUAAUCCUGAAUCUACUAUGAUUAAAGAAACAACAAUAAUUAAGGAAUAGGUUUAAGACCCAGCUUUAAUCAAAUAAGUUAAUCAACUAAUAGAUGAUAACAAUUCUCUAAGGAAAUAGUUAUAAAAUUUAGAGGCUGAUUACAUUUAGAAGUUUAGAUUGUAAUAAUUGUAGAUUUAAGAUUUAAAUAAUAAAAUAAAUCAAAAUGAUGAAGAAAACUAUCAAAAAACUACUAUAACUGAAGAGACAACGAUAAAUACUGUCUCAAAUGAUCAGUCUGCUGAAAUUAGAAAACUAAAGGAUGAAAAACUAUUUCUAUAAUAAGAAUUGCAAAAACAAUAGUAACUAUACAAAAAGUAAAUUGAAUAAAUAACAAAUGAUUAUGAAUUCAGAAUACAAUAAUAUAAAUUAACCAUCUAGCAAUUGAAAGAAUCCAAAGAAAUUCAAACCAAUGAUGAUUAAAAUCUCCUAAAGGAAAACUAAAUGUUAGCAGAAUAAAUCAAACAUCUACAAAAUGAGCUUACUAUAUCUAGAGCCUCAUUUUAGGAUUAAUUAUAAUAAAAUAACUAAAAUUCAACAGAAGCAAAUAAACUAAAGUCAUUAUAAAAAAGAAAUGAAGAUUUAGAUCAAUAAAUUGAAUAACAAAACAAAAUAAUUGCUUAAUUCUAAUAAUAGUUAUAAAAUAUUUAAAUAAUUUAUGAAGAAAAAGAAAAAGAGCUCUAAAACUUAAAAACUAAUUAUCAAAAUUUAAAUUCUUAAUUAAAUAAAGCACCUUAAUUAAGUGAACCAGAAAAUCAAUCAAGGAUUCAUAAUGAAUAAUUGAUUAAUCUUUAAGAAUCAGUUGAUACUUUAAAUUUAUAAAUUAAAUAAUAUAGAGAAGAAAACAAUAAUUUGAAGAAAAUAAUUGAAGACUAGGAAAAAGAAAUUCAAGAUCUAAAAUUAAUCAUAGAGAACUUGAAACAUUAGAUUACUUAAUUAAAUUUAUAAAACGAUGAAUUAAUCUAAAAAUUAAAAGGUUAAGAGCAAGUUUAAAUUCAACUCAAAGAAAAUUAUUAAUUAUCAUCUUCUUUGGAUUAAGGAAAACUUGAAUAAUAAUUAAUUAAUAAAUAGUUCGAAUUAGAAUAAAUAAAUGCUGAAAAUAAGAAAUUGAAUAAUAAACUUAUUGAUAACUAAAAUUUGAUUAGAAAAUUACAAUAGGAACUGAUGACUUAUGGAAAUGAAAAAUAAAAGCUAUAAUUAUAAUAUCAAUCAGAAAUUUCUGCCCUAUAAAACUAAAAUAAGAGUAUGAAAUAAUAACUCUUAGAUCAAUAAGAAAUAAAGAGAUAAUCAGAAUAAAUUCCUUAAAAAAUAGAAAUCAAUCAAGCCCAUCAAACUGUGAAUUCUCCAAAGCCUAAAUAAGCAAGUAAAAGUUUAAAUAGAUCAGAUAUUUCUUUUCAUUCGACUGACGAUUUAAGAGGCAAAUAUUACAACUGUUCUCUUUAUACUAAAAAUUAGAAUGGACAAAAUUAUUUCACUCCUCUAAGAGCUGUUAAAUCAAAAGCUGACUUAUUGACUACUCCUGAAAUUAGUCAAACAAAUACGUAGGAUGAACUAAAGAAAUAAGUCAGUCUUUGGUAAUCAAAAUAUGAAGAAUUACUAAAAGACAAAUACUCAAAAGCAUAUAUGUAUAGUCCUAAUUUAAAUAAAUAAGUGGAGGAAACUACUGUUUAAAUUGAUGUUGUGAAUUGGAAAUCUAAAUAUGAAGAGCUAUAAGAAUAAAUUUCUAAUUCAAAUAUCAAAUAAGGUUAGAAUGAAAAAUUAAUUGAGUAAUUAAGAAUAAAUAAUGAAUUACUUAGUACUUAGUUAUAUUAAAUUUAAACUGAUUAUCAACGAAUUCAAACAGAGAUUACUUUUAGUUAAAAAAGUGAUUUAAAUUAGAAUAAUUUGAAUUCAGAAAGAGUUAUUGAACAAUUGAAUUUAAAGAUUAAAAAUUAAGAGAAUGAAAUUGAGUAAUUAAGAUAAAAGCUGAAAUAAUACGUUGAGAGUAAGAAAAAUCAAGAUUAAAAAUCUAAUAAUAAAUAAAAUGAGUAUUUAAAGCAAUUAGAAACCGAAAACUUUGAUUAUUAAUAAGAAAUAUAAUCUUUGAGAAUUGAGAUUAAGAGAUUAUAAGAAAAAAAUAACUUGAUAAAAUAAUCAAUAAAUGAUCAAGAAAUUAAUUUGUAAUCUGGAUAAGUUGAUAAUGAAGUAAAUAUUGAAGAAUAUUAAUAAUAGAUUGAAAUUUUACAAAAUGAAAUCAAUAUUUAAUAGAAUUAAAUAUAUUAACUUUAAAAUUAACUGAAAUAAUCAAAAAUUAAAGAAUUAGAAUUAGAAUAAAAAUUAAAAUAUGCAGUUGAAGAUUUAGAGCAUGCUUAAGAAUUACAAUAAUAAUAACAAUAAUAAUAAUAAUACUAACAAAAAUAAUAAUAAUAAUAAUAAUAAUAAUAAUAACAAUAGCAAUAAUAACAACAACCAUAAUAAUAAUAAACUUAAAUAGUUUAAACUUAAUAUGAGUAGAACAAUCAAUUUGAUGACUAAUAUAGAUAAAUUUUAUACGAACUUAGCUUGAUUAAAUCAUAAAAUUCAUCUUUGUAAACUUAAUUAUAGGAAUCAACAAAAACUUAAGUUAGAUUAAUGUAGGAAAUAAAGGAAUUAUAAAUUUAAAAUGAAAGAUUAAAUAUAAGCAAUGUUAGACUACAUAAUGAACAAUAAAAGACUACAGAUUAAGAUAAUUAAGUAAAUAGAGUAAAUGACUUAUAUAAAGAGGUAUAAAUUGAAAACUAGAAAUUGAGGAGUGAAAUAUCAUACCUACAAUAAGAAAAGUAAUAAUUAAUUAGUUCAUUUGAAUCUAAAUUACAACAAUAUUCAGCUAGUGCUAAUAGCAAAAUUAGGUAACAAUAGAUUGAAGAUUUGAAACGAGAGCUAGCUUAAUUAAAGAGAGCCACGUUAAAGUCUUCUGGAGUUGAUAUAGAGGCAGAAAGAUUGACCUACUCAACUUAAAUAACUUAAUUAAAGAAGCAACUUGAAUAUGAGUAGAUAAAGAAUAAAGAGUUGCUUUAAAAGCUUCAAAGCUCUUCAUAAUAUUAAUCUGAUUUUGGACUUGUAGAGAGAUUGAACAAAGAGUUGUAAGAUAAAAUUGUUGAAUUGCACCAAGUUAAAUCAGAGUAUAAGAAUGCUAUAUAAAUGAUCCAUUCAUUAGAAGAAUAAGUAAUAGAGAGAAUGGAGAAAGAAUAAUAUUCUUGA